AUGCUCGCCAGCGUUCUAGGGCGCCACGGCGUGCCGAGCCAGGACCCCUGGCUCCACAGCGACCCCUGGAGCGCGGCCGGGAAUGUCUUGGCAGGCUCCGAGGAGCUGCCGGGCCUGGAGCAGUGGCUCAGCCGCUUGCGCCUGGAGGCCCAUGGGGAUGCCAUCCGGAGCUGGGCGGCCGAGAUGGGCGCGGUGUCGCUGGAGGAGUGUGCCGCAGGAGCUGGCGGAGCAUUGGGCGGAGCUGUCGGCAGACUUGGGCCUGCGGCCCCUGGAGAGGCGGAGGUUGGAGCGCAAUGGCCUGGCCGAAGCUGCGCAGGUGGAGCAGGCCGGCCUGGCGGACCGAGCGGAAGGCGCCCGGAAGAUCACCGCCAAGGCGAAGGUGCCAGACAGGCAGGCCAGGGUGGCAGCUAG
Molecule: messenger RNA, 411 nt
Organism: Effrenium voratum
Lineage: Eukaryota; Dinophyceae; Suessiales; Symbiodiniaceae
Source: the annotation of a GenBank genome assembly